AUGGAGGCAAAUAAUGUGCAAUCAUCAGCCUCAAGUGGUAAUGUUCGUUCUAAGACCGAUCCGGCGUGGGAGCACUUCACUUUAUCUACUAAUGAUAAAGGAGCAAAGAUGCUAUUGGGAGUAUUGGUGUUGGAUAUAAAGCUCCUUCUUAUAAUGACAUGCGAAUUAAUUUAUUGCGGGAUUGCAAGAAACAAUGUUAGUUGCUUAUCGAUAGCUACAGAAGCCAGUGGGCUAACUGUGGAUGCACAAUUAUGGAUGAUGGAUGGACUGAUCAAAGGAAUAUCAUUUGUAAAAUCUGUUGAUGCUUCAGAUAUUUUGAAAGAUGCCACCAAUUUAUACGAUUUAUUCAUGGAGAUUAUUAAGUGGGCUGGACCAGAUAAUGUGGUUCAUUUAGUGACCGAUAACGCAAGCGAUUAUGUUGUUGCGGGAAGGUUAAUACAUGAAAAAUAUUAUCACAUCUAUUGGUCUCCUUCUGCUGCACAUUAUUUGAAUUUGAUUCUGAAAGAUAUUGACAAAAGAGAUCAUGUAGCAGAGCUUGUAUCACGUGCUUCCAAGAUGACUACUUUUGUCUACAAUCAUAUAUACAUAUUAUCUUGGUUGAGAAAAAUAUCUGGAUGGAAAGAGAUUGUGCAUCUAGGAGUAACACAUUUUGCUACUACAUUCAUUACUUUGAAAAGUAUCUAUGAUCAUAAACAUGACUUGCAAGCAUUGGUGACAGUUAAGUAUUACACAAGCCAUAAGUUAUCUAAAAGUCUAGCAGGUAAAACAGUUACUUCUAUUAUUUUGGAUGCCAAAUUUUGGGAAGAAUGUUUAUUUAUGAUGAAGAUUGCAGCUCCCAUCAUUAGGCUUUUAAGUGUUGUUGAUGCUGAUGAGAAACCUUUACUUGGUUAUGUUUAUGAAGGCAUGAUCAGGAUUCAGAAAGCAAUUAUGUCCAUCUUCAGAAACAAGUCUACAAUGUAUGGUCCCUACAUUAAAAUUAUUAAUGACAGAUGGGAUAAGCAUUUUGGUCGAAAUCUUUAUGCAGCUGCUUAUUUUUUGAAUCCCACUUUUCUCUAUGAUAAAGAAGCAUUUUCUAAGACUCCAGAAGUGUUGCAAGGCUUGUUAGGUUUACUUGAAAAUAUAAGUAUAUGCAGUAAUAGUGCAAAGGCAAUGAGGGAGAUCAAAUUUUACCGAGAUCGAUUGGAAAGUUUUAGUCAUGAAUCAGCUUUUUCUUCUGCUAAUAAAAGGCAACAGAUUUUUAACACUUCAUUAUAUAAAUUUAUUUUAGAUGAAUGGUGGAGGUUGCUUGGAUAUAGCGUUCCUCAGUUGCAAAAAGUUGCUAUUCGACUCCUCAGUCAAACAACAUCUUCUUUAGGAUGUGAGCGCAAUUGGAGUGUUUUUGAGAGAAUUCACACCAAAAAAAUAAAUAGAUUGGAGCAUCAAAGGCUUAGUGAUCUGAUAUUUGUGAAUUAUAAUCUUCACAGGCAUCAAUACAAAAAGAGAAGUUAUGAUCCAAUUGAUUAUGAUUGCAUUGAUAAAACUAACUUUUGGAUAGUUGAAGAAGAAGAAGAAGCAGAAUUAGUAGAUGGAGAUAUGGUAGAAGCAAUAUAUGGAGAAGAUGCUAUUCCAACUUUGGAUGAAAGCCACAAUCAAGAUGAUGUGGAUAUGAAUGAAGAAGAAGUGAAUUUUGAAUUAUUUGGUAAUGCAAUCUAUGAGGAUGCAUUUGAUCAACAAGAAUACUUGGGGCAUAGAGAUGUCAAUGAGAGUUGGCCACAACAUCAACCAUGA
Messenger RNA from Dioscorea cayenensis subsp. rotundata (Guinea yam), 1767 nucleotides. RefSeq lists its product as uncharacterized. Lineage: Eukaryota; Viridiplantae; Streptophyta; Magnoliopsida; Dioscoreales; Dioscoreaceae. The transcript has 6 exons. Gene Ontology annotation, molecular function: protein dimerization activity. The coding region runs from base 1 to 1767 and encodes 588 amino acids. The record is from RefSeq and is a predicted model, not a curated record.